This is a messenger RNA of Pyrus x bretschneideri (Chinese white pear), 822 nucleotides long. RefSeq names its product homeobox-leucine zipper protein HAT14-like. Lineage: Eukaryota; Viridiplantae; Streptophyta; Magnoliopsida; Rosales; Rosaceae. The record is from RefSeq and is a predicted model, not a curated record. The transcript has 5 exons. Gene Ontology annotation, molecular function: sequence-specific DNA binding; DNA-binding transcription factor activity, RNA polymerase II-specific. Gene Ontology annotation, biological process: regulation of DNA-templated transcription. Bases 1 to 822 code for a protein of 273 amino acids.
AUGAUUCCUGCCGCAUCCGGUUCCUCCAUAGGGCCCAGCCGCCCCCCGCACGCCACCGUAGUACUGCCUUCACGCUCGCGAUCACCACAACAACCUCUGGCACAGUUCCGUGCAAAUUCCCACCGUCACUCCUCUAGGGUCUCAUGGACCGGGAAUACGGUUGUGAACCGGCUGCCUGGAGUGGUGGCCUCGGCUGAGGGGGCAGAUGAUACAGCGGCGCCGGUAUCAUCUCCGAACAGCACGGUUUCAUCGUUUCAGAUGGAUUUUGGAAUGAGAAGUGGAGGAAGAUCGAGUAAAAGAGAUUUGGAGGUUGAUGCCGACAGAGCGAGUGAUGACGAGGAGAACGGGUCGACUCGGAAGAAACUCAGGCGCUCUAAAGAUCAAUCGGCUUUUCUUGAGGAGAGCUUCAAAGAGCACAGCACUCUGAAUCCUAAGCAAAAACUUGUCCUGGCUAAACAGUUGAAUCUUCGUCCUCGCCAAGUGGAAGUGUGGUUUCAGAAUCGAAGAGCAAGGAUCAAGCUGAACCAGACAGAAGUAGAUUGCGAGUACUUAAAGAGAUGCUGUGAAACACUGACAGAAGAGAAUAGGAGGUUACAAAAAGAACUGCCAGAAUUAAAAACUUUGAAGACCUCUCAGCCUUUCUACAUGCAGCUGCCUGCAACCACACUCACCAUGUGCCCCUCAUGUGGGAGCGUGGUCACAACUGCCUCAGCCAACACCUUCACCACCACCACCACCACCACCACCACCACCACCAACAACCACAUAAAAGACUGUUUUGGUACUGAGGCUAGUGAUUUCUUCAAGGCCAUUGAGGCUUGA